Symbiodinium necroappetens is the source of this 711-nucleotide messenger RNA. The record is from the annotation of a GenBank genome assembly. NCBI's taxonomy places the organism in Eukaryota, Dinophyceae, Suessiales, Symbiodiniaceae.
AUGCUGAAGGAGCUGUUGACAGUCAACCUGAAGUUGUUGCAGGGAUUUCUCAACAUGUCGCAGCAGCAGCAGAAUGAGGUUGCCAAGGAGCACCAGGAGAGUCACCCGCAGCACAGCAAGGCAGGAGUGCCAGGCAUCUGUCGCUCGGGCAACUUCUACUAUGCGAAAGCAUCCCGUGCACACAUCAGCAUCAACUCCAAGCCUGCUACGUUGGUUGAGGCUAUCGAUGCCAACAUUGCACUGAAACAGAUCUGGAACAUCGUGAAGAAGUAUCCGGACGAUCUCGAAGGUGGACUGCGGCGUGCCGUGAAAGAGCGCCGAGAGAUUGACCAAGACACCAUUUUCUUCAUGAGGUUCCGCUUGGACUUCAGAUGGGAGAGCAUCCGCAUAACGACGCCGCAAAGGAGCGAUGUUGAGAGCAUGCUCAGAGAUCGCCGCACUCUACUCAAGCUGGCAGAGCGCCGAGCCUCGAAGGAAGAAUUCCAGAAAGCACAACAGGCCAUGAAGGAAAAUGCGCAGGAGGAGCUGGUAGCACAGCGGAACUAUGCAAGCGUGCGGCAACAGCUUGUAGCAGAGGUUGCACGGGAGGUCCUGUGGCGCCACGCUGCAGACUCAAGGAGUUUGCUGUCGUUGAAAAAUCAUGCGGAUGAGGCAGCGUCGGACCCUGAGAGCUCCGAUUCGGACACGUCCUCAUCAUCCUCAUCGUCCUAG